Messenger RNA from Sorex fumeus (smoky shrew), 2796 nucleotides. RefSeq names its product ecotropic viral integration site 5 like (gene EVI5L). The transcript is spliced from 20 exons. Bases 237 to 2648 code for a protein of 803 amino acids. Lineage: Eukaryota; Metazoa; Chordata; Mammalia; Eulipotyphla; Soricidae. The record is from RefSeq and is a predicted model, not a curated record.
GUCGGGGGCGGGGCCGCGGCUCCUGUCAGCGGGUGAAAUGGCAGCGGCGGAGCCGGCGGCGGCCGCGGUCCCGGGGGGCGGCUGAGGGGGCCGGGCCGGGGCUGCGGGGCGAGCGGCGCGACGGGGGUCCGGAGGCGCGGCCCGGGACGGCCAGGCGAGGCACGGCGAUGGCGGCGUGCUCGGCGCAGACAGAACUGUGACCCGGCCCCAGCUCACGGCUGACAAAGCUGCCCGCCAUGGCCAGCCCCACUCUGAGCCCCGACUCCUCCUCCCAGGAGGCCCUGUCGGCCCCCACCUGCUCCCCGACCUCGGACUCGGAGAACCUCAGUCCCGAUGAGCUCGAGCUGCUGGCCAAGCUGGAGGAGCAGAAUCGGCUCCUGGAGGCCGAUUCCAAGUCCAUGCGCUCCAUGAACGGCUCCCGGCGGAAUAGCGGCUCGUCGCUCGUGUCCAGCUCCUCGGCCUCCUCCAACCUGAGCCACCUGGAGGAAGACACGUGGAUCCUGUGGGGCCGGAUCGCCAACGAGUGGGAGGAGUGGCGGCGGCGGAAGGAGAAGCUGCUCAAGGAACUGAUCCGCAAAGGCAUCCCGCACCACUUCCGGGCCAUCGUGUGGCAGCUCCUGUGCAGUGCCACCGACAUGCCGGUCAAGAACCAGUACUCGGAGCUGCUGAAGAUGUCCUCGCCCUGUGAGAAACUCAUCCGCCGCGACAUCGCCCGCACCUACCCGGAGCACGACUUCUUCAAGGGCCAGGACAGCCUGGGCCAGGAGGUCCUGUUCAACGUCAUGAAGGCCUACUCACUGGUGGACCGAGAAGUGGGUUACUGCCAGGGCAGCGCCUUCAUCGUGGGCCUUCUGCUUAUGCAGAUGCCCGAGGAGGAGGCCUUCUGCGUCUUCGUGCGGCUGAUGCAGGAAUACCGCCUGCGGGAGCUCUUCAAACCUAGCAUGGCCGAGCUGGGCCUCUGCAUCUACCAGUUCGAGUACAUGCUGCAGGAACAACUUCCAGACCUGAACACCCACUUCCGCUCCCAGAGCUUCCACACGUCCAUGUACGCCUCGUCCUGGUUCCUCACCCUCUUCCUCACCACCUUCCCUCUGCCCGUGGCCACCCGCGUCUUCGACAUCUUCAUGUACGAGGGCCUGGAGAUCGUGUUCCGGGUGGGCCUGGCCUUGCUGCAGGUGAACCAGACGGAGCUGAUGCAGCUGGACAUGGAGGGCAUGUCCCAGUACUUCCAGAGGGUGAUCCCCCACCAGUUCGACAGCUGCCCAGACAAGCUGAUCCUCAAGGCUUACCAGGUCAAGUACAACCCGAAGAAAAUGAAGAGGCUGGAGAAGGAGUAUGCAGCGAUGAAAAGCAAGGAGAUGGAGGAGCAGAUCGAGAUCAAAAGGCUGCGCACGGAGAACCGACUGCUGAAACAGCGAAUCGAGACCCUGGAGAAGGAGAGUGCGGCCCUGGCUGAUAGGUUGAUCCAGGGGCAGGUGACGCGGGCGCAGGAAGCCGAGGAGAACUAUGUCAUCAAGCGGGAGCUGGCGGUGGUGCGACAGCAGUGCAGUUCGGCCACCGAGGACCUGCAGAAGGCGCAGAGCACCAUCCGGCAGCUGCAGGAACAGCAGGAGAACCCGCGGCUCACUGAGGACUUUGUGACCCACCUGGAGACCGAGCUGGAGCAGUCGAGGCUGCGAGAGGCCGAGACGCUGGGCGCCCUGCGGGAGCUGCAGGACAAGGUGCUGGACAUGGAAAAGCGGAACAGCGCGCUGCCCGACGAGAACAACGUGGCGCAGCUGCAGGAGGAACUGAAGGCCCUGAAGGUGCGGGAGGGCGAGGCGGUGGCUUCGGCGCGGGAGCUCAAGCGCCAGCUGCAGGAGCUCGCCGACACCUGGCAGGCGCACCUGUCCCGCGGCGGCCGCUGGAAGGAGUCCCCGCGGAAGCUCGUGGCGGGCGAGCUGCAGGACGAGCUGAUGAGCGUGCGUCUGCGCGAGGCCCAGGCCCUGGCCGACGGCCGCGAGCUGCGGCAGCGCGUGGUGGAGCUCGAGACGCAGGACAACAUCCACCGCAACCUGCUCAACCGCGUGGAAGCGGAGCGCGCGGCGCUGCAGGAGAAGCUGCAGUACCUGGCGGCGCAGAACAAGGGCCUGCAGACGCAGCUCAGCGAGAGCCGCCGCAAGCAGGCCGAGGCCGAGUGCAAGAGCAAAGAGGAGGUGAUGGCCGUCCGGCUGCGGGAGGCGGACAGCAUGGCCGCGGUGGCCGAGAUGCGCCAGCGCAUCGCCGAGCUGGAGAUCCAGCGGGAGGAGGGCCGCAUCCAGGGCCAGCUGAACCACUCGGACUCGUCGCAGUACAUCCGCGAGCUCAAGGACCAGAUCGAGGAGCUGAAGGCGGAGGUGCGGCUGCUGAAGGGCCCGCCGGCCUUCGAGGACCCGCUGGCCUUCGACGGGCUGGGCCUGGCGCGCCACCUGGACGAGGACUCGUUGCCGUCGUCGGACGAGGAGCUGCUGGGCGUGGGCGCGGCGCUGCAGGGCGCCCUGUACCCGCUGUCCCCCCGCGACGCGCGCUUCUUCCGCCGCCUCGAGCGGCCGCCCAAGGACAGCGAGGGCAGCUCGGACAGCGACGCCGACGAGCUGGCCGCGCCCUACAGCCAGGGCCUGGACAACUGAGGCCGUGCCCGGAGGAGCCAGGGCCGGGGGCGCCGCGGGGCUCGGCGCGAACCCCACUUCUGGAACUCCCCGCCCGCAGCCCGCCCCCAGCGCAGCUGGACGCCUAGGGGAGGGCCGGGCCGGGCCUGGACCGCUGGCCCCGGGGGAC